AACCGUUGGCGACUCGCGCACAGCCGAGGGGUUAAUUGGGGUCACCGUUGAUUCCAGCCAUUUGAUUGUCAUUUCGUCGGCCGUGGGCAGGAUGGUUUCCAACUAUCUCCUCGUCGGUGGAGCUCGCUAGCCCCAAGAGUUUUUAAAACAAACAUGAGGGCGACCCGCAGCGGACACAGCUUCCUACGUGUCCUCGUCCUGUCCUCCUUCGUCUUCCUUCUGUGGUCCACCUGCACCGGAGCUGUGGCCGGGCACAAAAUGGCCGCUCACCAGCCCACCAUGUUGAAGCGCAGCCGCCGGAGUCACCAGAGCGCGAAGCACAAAGGCGCUCACCACCGGCCGCUGACAGACGAGCAGAAAGAGGACCAGAACCUGCAGUUCAUGUUGAGUUUGUACCGGAGCGCCGCCGAGCCGGACGGCAGGCCCAAACAGCACCGGAAGUUCGGCUCCAACACGGUCCGCCUGCUGAGACCCUCGGCCUCCUCGGUGCACUACCUGCCAGCCUCCACAGACCACCACUACAGCUUCACAGUACAGUACAACAUCGACACUCUCCCCUCGGAGCAUCUGAUCAGAGCAUCGUUCAUCCACCUCCGCUCCACCACCCAGGCCCUCGAGCCGCCCCGCUGCAGGGCUCAGAUCACCCCACUUGGCAAAGAGAGUCUGGUCACCCUGGAGCCCCACGAACGAUGGACGGAGACGGACAUCACCGCUCACGUCCAGCUGGGGAAGAACCAGAGCACGGGGGGACACUUGACCCUCACUGCCCAGUACUGGUGCUCAGAGCCUUGGUAUGCCAAAGACAACAGCAGCCUCUUGUGGUGGUGGACUCCUCCUCAAGGGAAAAAAAAAUGGAGAGGCGAACCACAUCUGGAAGUCCCGUCUCUUCUUUUAUACCUGGAGGAGGAAAGAGAAGUAAAGGACUGGAUGGGGGACUUGCUGGGAGAAAGCAUCAUGAGGCGAAUAGGGCAGUGGCAUCCUUCGAUUCACCGCCACCGCCGCUCCAAAGACGUUUCAAGCUCUGAGCCCAAAGAUGAAUCACUGGAUGUUCUGAAAAACACUCCUGCUUCCUCCUCCUCUUCUUCCUCCUCUUCUUCCUCCUUUUCCACCUCCCCCGCUGCCUCCAUCGUCUCUGAUAUCCCCGAGUACAAACGCAAAACUGGCGUGCCCAAGAACCGCUGCAAGCUCCACUCCUUCCGGCUGUCCUUCGACGAGCUCGGCUGGGGUCACUACUUCAUCGCUCCGCCGGUGUACAACCCGCGGUUCUGCAGGGGAAACUGCCCGCGGGUGCUCCACUACGGCUACCAUUCCCCCAACCACGCCAUCAUCCAGACGGUCAUCAACGACCUGGGCGUCGGGGACGUCCCCCCUCCGUCAUGCGUGCCUUACAAGUACAUGCCCAUGAGCGUGCUGGUCGUGCACAAGAAGAAGGUGGAGUACAGGGAGCUGCCGGACAUGGUGGCUGAGUCGUGCACGUGUCGCUAAACACGUCGCGUGCUUCCAGACAAAAGGGGGGCAGAUUUAACUGGGUCGUACAUGUGACCAAAAAGAUCGUUAGAUCCCCGUUAAAGCACUUUAAAAGGCAGCUGCUGACUCGUGAAGAACUCUGGGUUGACAGAUGAGCGAAUGUGUCGUGUCAGUUUACAGUUUGUUGUUUUUCUUGUGAAUAAUUGUUCUGUGAACUGUUUAAAAGCACUGCGAUGAUGUGCUGCCUCCCACAUUGGACAGGUUGGUCUGGCCGAGUUAGGUAGUCCAGAUCUUGGAGACAGAUCAGGUAUUCCCCAUAACAUAGUCCUGGUAUAUGGGCGAGAACAGGGGUCAUCUUCAAUUGCAGUCUUUUGGACAAAUUGACUUGUGGGUUCUUGUAUUCAUAGUCACGAAUGUAAUUUUCCUACUGAAAUCAAAGAUAACUGGUACAUUUUGAAGCAUUUUCAGCCAUUUGAGAGCAACUUAACUAACUCUAAAUGGUAAUUUAACUCAGCUAAACCUAACCUGCAGGGUAGCUUAACAAAAUAAAAUACAAUUUCUUGUUCUUGAUUAACCUGGCUCAACAUCAGGGUACCUUUUUUUUUUUUUUAAGAGAACUCAAAAAGUAACCACGUGUCUCAAACCACAGCCAAUUAAUGAAUAUUUCCUUUCUUGUGCAAUCAUCUUUGUUUUCCUGUAUCAUUCUUUUUUUAAAAACUUGCUCUUUGUUUCAGUAUCAUGAGGAACCAGCAAAAAAUAUAACAACCUGUAUGCGUGUUUAACACAUUUUGGAUUUCUGUGCUGCUCUCUAAGAAAUUAAACACUACUUGAAGAAAAUAAUUUUAAUGGACGAGGUGUUGGAUGUAACCGUGAAGGCCUUGUGACGUCACAAUUUUGCUGUUAACAAUCUAAACUUUUCUAUGUAUUUAUAAUGGGAGGGACCUCCAAAAACUUGGAAAAAAAAGUGCUGCUACUGUCUUGUCUUAGGAAAACUAAACAGAAAAUGAAGAGGAGGCGCAACCGUGUUGUGUGUUUAAGGGGGGGAAAAACACAAGUGUUGCAGUGGAAAUGUAUUCAAUUUUUAUUACAAGUGAAAAUGAAUAAUGAAAUAAAAUGCAUGUUUUCUAAAACCUAA
Molecule: messenger RNA, 2602 nt
Organism: Acanthopagrus latus (yellowfin seabream)
Lineage: Eukaryota; Metazoa; Chordata; Actinopteri; Spariformes; Sparidae
Gene: bmp15
Product: bone morphogenetic protein 15
Exons: 2
Coding region: 154-1485 (443 amino acids)
Biological process (GO): SMAD protein signal transduction; BMP signaling pathway
Cellular component (GO): extracellular region
Molecular function (GO): growth factor activity; cytokine activity
Source: RefSeq, a predicted model, not a curated record